Molecule: messenger RNA, 1620 nt
Organism: Penicillium psychrosexuale
Lineage: Eukaryota; Fungi; Ascomycota; Eurotiomycetes; Eurotiales; Aspergillaceae
Exons: 8
Coding region: 1-1620 (539 amino acids)
Biological process (GO): amino acid transmembrane transport
Cellular component (GO): membrane
Molecular function (GO): amino acid transmembrane transporter activity
Source: RefSeq, a predicted model, not a curated record
AUGGCUGACUUCCCAUUACCGCAGACAAAAGCCGAUACAUCGAAAGAGCCGUCUGUCACCGAAGUUCAAGAAAGCGAUGAACCCCAUCGUGACAUUUCUGGCGACAUCAUCGAGGAUGGCCUACGUCGGGGGCUUAAGGGCCGUCAGUUUGUGAUAAUUGCCCUAGGGAGUAUUAUUGGACCGGGUUGCUUUUAUGGCUUGGGCUAUGGGAUCUACGAAGCUGGUCCAUUGGGUCUCCUGAUUGGAUUUUCUGUUGUGGGUGCUUCGAUGUGGAUUUUGAUGCAGAGUGUCGGAGAGGUUGCCACGCUCUUUCCAGUUCACGGCGGGUUUGUAGAGCACUGUGAUCGAUUCGUAGAUCCAGCCCUCAGCUUUGCAGUAUCUUGGCUUUACUAUUUUAUGUGGAGUGUAUUUCUUGCAUCAGAUUGGAACAACGCCACAGUCUUCCUUCGAUUCUGGAUUCCUGAUACCACGAUCCCCGUCUGGGCUUGGUAUAUCUUAUUCUUUGUCUUUUUCUCCAUCCUAACCACCCUUGGCGUGAACUUCUACGGGGAGACUGAAUACUACUUUGGCAUGUUUAAGUUCCUGUCACUCAUUGUGCUAUUUUUCAUCUCCAUUCUUGCCGAUACUGGUGCGUUUGGUAAUGGGUAUGUCGGAUUCAGGUACUGGAAAGAGCCAUACGGUCCAAUCCGAAAUGGAAUCAAUGGAUUUGGUCAAGUAUUUGUUCUGGCCGCCGCAUACUAUGUUGGAACUGAGAUUGUUUCUGUUGCCGCGGGAGAGUCCAAAAACCCUCAACGAGACGUUCCCCGUGCCACCAAUUCUAUCCUCUAUCGUAUCUUGGUCGUGUUUAUUGGCAUGUCUUUUUUCCAAGGCCUGAUCUGUCCGUCAACAUCGGAUGAUCUGGUGCAUCCAUCGUCCACAACGGCAUCAUCCCCGUUCACUAUUGGUUUUGCACUUGCUGGGUGGAAGUCUUCCGGGCAUUUCGUCAAUGCGAUUAUUAUAAUUGCCUUCAUUUCCGCUGCGAAUGGAGUGAUCUACAUCCAAUCACGCACACUUUACUCUCUCGCGUUGAAACGCAAAGCUCCCUCGUUCUUUGCAAUCACAAACACUAGGGGGGUGCCAUACCCGGCAAUUAUUUUCUCAAAUAUGUGGGGCUUCCUAGGCCUGAUGUCCUUGCAAACAACGGCAGGGAGUCUGUUUUCUUACUUCACCUCUUUCGGUGGUACUGCGGCCUACAUCGCAUGGGCUUCGAUCACAUUUGUUCAUCUGAGAGUUCGUGGCGCCGCGAAGAGGAAAGGGAUCGACGCCAAACAAUUUCCCUAUACAGCGCCGGGCCACAUUUCGAUCUACUGGGGUAACUUCUUCUUCAAUAUUUUCCUAUUGCUGAUCCAAGGUUUCACGGUAUUUGAGACGCCGUUCAACUAUUCGUUGUUUAUCGCGUCGUAUAUUAGCAUUCCGGUGUUUUUCCUCAUGUUUUUUGGAUAUAAAUGGUGGUUCAAGACUAAAUGGGUAUCAUUGGAUGACAUUAAUUUCCCGGAUAGGCUCAACUGGGUGAUUGAAGAUCCGGACAAGACAAAGAAAAGAUCCUGGGGCAGAAGGCUCGUGAGAAUUUUGAAGGAAUAA